Fonsecaea monophora is the source of this 2058-nucleotide messenger RNA. RefSeq lists its product as hypothetical. Gene Ontology annotation, molecular function: hydrolase activity. The coding region runs from base 1 to 2058 and encodes 685 amino acids. The transcript has 5 exons. Lineage: Eukaryota; Fungi; Ascomycota; Eurotiomycetes; Chaetothyriales; Herpotrichiellaceae. The record is from RefSeq and is a predicted model, not a curated record.
AUGACGGGCCACGCUGACCGUGGCAUCAGGCUCUUUCACUAUGAGGCUUCCCCGUACGCUCAAAAGAUUGUGUUGUACCUAGCUCUGCGUCAGCUGCCCUAUGCAGAAGUCAAACAGCCCAUGAUCAUGCCCCGACCGGACUUGGCUGCAAUUGGGGUCGCGUAUCGACGAAUCCCUGUCAUGGCAAUCGGAAGAGAUGUCUAUUGUGACACGCGAAUCAUACUGCGUAAGCUCGAAGAGCUUUUCCCCGAGGGCAAGCUAGGCACAUCAACACCCGAAACAAUCGCUAUUCAGAAGCUAUUGGAGAUCUGGCAUGUAGAGGGACCACUCUUCUCUCAUGGCGUGGGGUCCAUGCCAUCAUCACAUUUCAGCCAUCCAAAAUUUGUAAAAGACCGUGAACAACUGCUGGGAAAACCAUUUGAUUUACAAGGACGCGAGUCAAGGCGGCCCGAGUCGCACGCAUAUAUCCAGGGCGCUUUCGAAUUAUUCGAAGAUCUGCUCGCCGACGGUCGACAGUGGCUUGUCGGCACGCAACGGCCAUCUUUGACAGAUCUUGAGGCCGCUUUCAUGGUGUCUUGGCUCCUCAACUCCAAGAAAGCUCUUCCGGAGAAUUUGUUCUCUCCAGCCAGAUACCCUAAGACACGAGCAUGGAUUUCCCGCUUCGAUAAUGCCGUAACGGUAUCCAAAGCCCAGGGACCCAAACCGAUCAAGCUGGAUGGCGCGACUUCUACCAAGGAAAUCCUGGCCUCUGACUAUGCUGAGCCAGCUCCUGGGAUACAGGAGUCGGAACCAUUGAAGUGGUUGAGCGUGGGAGACCAAGUCGAAGUCUUUCCCACCGAUAAUGGGAUGUUCAACAAGGACAAAGGGAGACUUGUAGGGUUGACCUAUAAUGAGAUUGUGAUUGAGUUGGACAACCAUGUCGCCAGACCGCAGUUGGAUCGAACAACGAACAAAUCAUUUGGAACAAUCCAAUCAGUCGACUCCCCACCGCCCGUCAUGAAGAAACUCCUCCUAAUGCUAUUGAAACACCCCCUCCGCGGCCUGAUCUUCUCAUACUCGUUUCUCGUACAGAUCCUGCUCUUACUGCUCCGACGGGCCUUACUCCCCCACUUCCCCGUCUAUCAAUCGCUCCGGAUCCAGGUCCAGCGGGCGUACAUGGGCUCGGCGUCGCUGACCUUUCCGGACCUGACGCACAGACUGCCCGUGGGCAAGAUGCCCGUUCGCCGGGCUCGCAAGAUCGAAGGAGGCUCCGUGCCGGCGUAUCUGAUCCCCGGGUCAAGGGACCUGGCGGAAUUCGCGGCGCCAAUGAAGUCGGGACGAGGACAGCGAUGUGUUGUGAUUUACGCGCACGGCGGGGGCUACGCACGCGGCGAGGCGAGGAUGUACAUCAACUACAUGGAGCGGUGGAUCCGGGAGGCGUCCAGGGCGGAGCUGGACCUUGUCUUUGUGAGCGUUGAAUACCCAUUGUCCGUCAAGGAGAGCCAUCCGGCUCAGAAGAAGGCGUUCCUUGAGGUGUACAGAUACGUCCUCGACCAGGGCAUCCAGCCAGAGCGAAUCAUCUUCAUGGGUGACUCGGCUGGAGGUUCACUCUGCCUCCUCGCACAACUGGACCUCCGAGGCGUCGGCCUCCCACAACCCGCCGCGACGAUCCUGAUAUCCCCGUGGCUCGACAUGAACUGCAAAGUGUACCAGGGAGGAAACGGCGCCGUCGAGACCGACUACUUCAUGAUCGCCAACCAAGCCGUGCCGGCCCUUGCGAAGCUCUUCGUCGGCGCCUUCCCCGCCGACUCGCCCGAGGUCAACCCUCUCCACCACGCGCCCGAGGCGCUCGACGGCCUGAGCCCGCAGCUGAUCUUCACUGGCGGGGCGGAAUUUGCGCGCUACGACUCGGAGAAGUGGGCGGAGCUGUGUCGCGCCGCGGGCGUAGAGUCUAAACUGGUCAUCGAAUGGGCACAACUGCACAUCUACGCGGUCGGGUCAAAGUUCACGGAUCCGGCAGUGCGGAAGAAGACGGACGGUAUCAUUAUCCAGUGGAUCAAGGAGCAUGUUCGGGAGUGA